AUUUGUCUCCAUUAAGGACGAAGGGGCGCUCUCGGAGCGAGCUCUAGUGCAAAGCCUCGGUCUACCGGACGAGAGGGUAGGGUUGGGAAUUUCAGAGCGCAGGGAGCAAGGUCAUCUUUGUGGACCUCUUUGGGAAAAUCGAGCGAGGAGACAAGCGAGAAAGAGGAAGAAUGGCGAUGGCAGGAAUUGGAUGUCGUACACCUUCGGUCUUUCUUUCUCGACCGUCUGCAAUAUUAAGAUUGUUACCAGCUUGUACCGCAUCCAGUUCGAUAGUGAAUGGUAGGAAUUUUUCCUCGUCCUCUCCUGGAGCCAGAUUCUGGGGACAGAAUGUGACGGUGGUGGGAGACAGGGGAUUGACAAGGAGAAGAUUCGAGCAGAGGUUAUCCAUCAGAGCGGUCAAUGUUACCGGUCCAGGUGCUAUUGAUUCUCCUCUCAUGCAGAGUAUGCAGGCCAAGAUUAAGGAGCAACUUGAUGCAGAGAAUGUCAUUGUGAAGGAUGCGUACGGCGACGGUCGCCAUGUCAGUAUUGAUGUCGUAGCAGAAGUAUUUGAAGGGAAAAGCGCUGUUAACAGACAACGUAUGGUGUACAAGGCAAUAUGGGAAGAAUUACAAGAGACCGUGCACGCGGUGGACCAACUCCGAACGUUCACUCCGGCUGAAGCUGCAAAUCGACCCGAAGAUCUUUGAGAUUUUAUGCAGGAGUUGUACAACUGUUUCAAGUGCCAGAGCUGAUAUCUAAUAAUACAAUUUUCUGUCUAGUAUUCAACCUAGACUGUCUUCUUGCCUCUUCUUGGUCAAGGAGUUCAUGUACAAUAUAUUGACAGAAUGAAGCUGAAAGAAAGAUGUACUUGUGCUCGAAAGUCCUCGUUUAUUCUUUGCUUUCAUCUUUCGCGAGACGGAUGCAAAUAAUCAUCUGGCAAUAAGAUAUGAGUAACGAUACUUGCAGGAAUUCUGAGUUAACGAAAUCGAAAAACUUAUCUUGGUCAAAUUUUUUUGUUGAUCACCUACUGCUCACCCGAAUCAGUCAGACUUCUCUCCGAAGUGAUGUGGCUAACAUGUACCUGCUCCUCGCGUAGUUUACAGUUCUCCACCUGAAUCCGCCUCCUCUUUAUUACUGG
This is a messenger RNA of Marchantia polymorpha subsp. ruderalis, 1117 nucleotides long. NCBI's taxonomy places the organism in Eukaryota, Viridiplantae, Streptophyta, Marchantiopsida, Marchantiales, Marchantiaceae. The record is from the annotation of a GenBank genome assembly.